Molecule: messenger RNA, 2147 nt
Organism: Fusarium odoratissimum NRRL 54006
Lineage: Eukaryota; Fungi; Ascomycota; Sordariomycetes; Hypocreales; Nectriaceae
Exons: 2
Coding region: 203-1630 (475 amino acids)
Molecular function (GO): N-acetyltransferase activity
Source: RefSeq, a predicted model, not a curated record
CUUACUCAAUACAGGGUACACGAUCCUCAUCUCAUUUCUUUCUUGCUCAUAUGUUCGCAGUAAACGAGUUGGGGCUCAGCUACUUUGAUAUCACCACAUUGCGUGAAUUGGGAGGAAAGAGAUUCAAUUGAUACAUCAUGCGUUUCUCGCCAUUCACCUUGCUACAAUACUGCGAUAGUAGCCAUCAUCCCGUGGAUAACAUAUGCAAACCCCCUUCAACAUGACGGAACGGCAAUUGAAGAAGAUACGCCCGCUUGGCAAACUCGAACAGCUCUCAGAAGUCGCCCAUCAUAUAGACUUCUUCACAAAUACUGGCCUUUCUGCACACUACGCACCAACACAGGCCUUGCCUGGCUUCGAUCUGGAAGAGACCGUCUACGGUGCCUUAUCACAAGUCCUCACCCAACAUCCGGUUUUGUUUGCGAUCCCAGUUAUAUCGGAAAAGGACGAACCGUAUUGGGGACGACUAGCCUCAAUCGAUCUCGAGAAAGCUGUGUCCUUUGUCGACCGAAGUCAGCCAUGUUUGACCGGAGAUCAAACAGACGACGAGCUCGAUUCGCUGCUUGAACGCCAACACAACACAAACUUCAAGGCUGGAUAUGGCACUCUACCUGUCUGGAGACUGAUAAUACUCAAAGACCAUGAUUUGAGCAAAGGAUUCACGACCUCAUUCAUUGCCCACCAUUCGAUGACUGAUGGAACUGGCCUUCGGAUUUUCCAUGACUCGUUCCAGAAAGCUCUUUGUGACAUUGAGUCCAGUUUCGUAGGUCACCUUGAUCGGGUUGUAUACUCGAAUGAUGCGCCGAUUGCUCCAUCACUCGAGUCGCUUCACCCUCUGCCAAUCCCGACGAACGCACCGGCAUCUCAUGAUGCGGAGCUGAAUGAGUGGAGAGGGACUCCCAUCGCAUUACCCUGCGUUACACGUUACAAAUCACUCUCGUUUCCAUCACAUAUGAUGGGGCACUUUGUGCAAGACUGCAAAAAGCACAGAGUGGCACCAACAGCGGCUCUUCCGUCUCUUGUCGCCAGGUUGCUGUACAACAAUCUUCCACUGACAGCUGAGGCUCUUACAUGCAACCUUCCAGUAAGCUUACGAUCGGACCUACCGCCAAAGCUGGUCGAAGGAAUCAUGGGUAACUUCAUCGAUGCCUUCAAAGUCCAGGUUCUUCGCUCCGAUUUGGACCAGGUUUCAGAUGACUCAAGUACGGGCGCUACUGGGAUCUGGAACCAUGCUAAGAAGAUCCAACAAGCUACUAGAAAUUAUUUUGCGAAUGCCUCACCUUCCGGAGAGCUAUAUGCAAAUGUCGCUGCACUUAAACUUAUCCCAGAUAUUGGCGCAGCCUUGGCCGGAUCAAUCGGCCAUCCUCGCGGAGAAUCUUUUGAGGUCUCAAACCUCGGGACCUUUUCACAGGCUAAGAACAUCAAGGGAGACGCCAAACUAUUAUGGCAUCGAGGAAAAGUGUUGUUGAGCCGAUGCGCAUAUGCUGGAGGAGCUCCGUUGGUGAUUUGCGUACUGAACAACGAGGAGUAUGUUGGGUUUGGCUUCACAUGGCAGGAUGGUUCUAUUGAGGAGAGCAUUGUCCAGGCUGUGAUCGAUGGCAUCACAACAUACUUCAACACUAGGACGUAGGCAUCCAACAGUAAUAGAGGGGAAAGAAAGGUACCAGCGGUCUCAAUUGCCGUGAUAUCGUCAUUUCAGGCAUGAUGCUUGUACGUGGUCAAUUGAAGUUGAAUUGCGGCUUCGGUGUCAGGCGUCAAAAACGAAUAAGAUUUAGCGGCCAUGGCGGGCGCAUCCCACUGUAACAUGCGAUCUCGAUGCACCUAUGCAGGCGAGUUAUGUCACUGACCUUUCAGCUAUCCUACCUUACUUACUCGCACAAAUACAUUCAAGACUGCCAAUUAUCGCAAUUUCGGACUGUAUCUAUUAAUUACUGUCUUAUCCAGAUAUUAAGCUUGAUGAUAUGGAUAGAGAUUAUUUCUGUUGUCUUAAUAGCCUGGUCCUUAUUGACUCCUCUAUAGAUCCAAUCUCACUCACCUCGGUAGUCUCGGCUACAAAACAGCACCUCCUCAUUCUUUUCAUCCCACCGGCCAUGGCAUAAUAUCAUUACAAUUGCUUACAAUAUCAGUCUGCGUGUACCUCUAUGUCU